Messenger RNA from Spirometra erinaceieuropaei, 2136 nucleotides. The record is from the annotation of a GenBank genome assembly. Lineage: Eukaryota; Metazoa; Platyhelminthes; Cestoda; Diphyllobothriidea; Diphyllobothriidae.
AUGGUAUCAGUUGCUUCAUUUAUUGUGAAAGUCGACAGGAACAAGAAGGUAAGUGUCAUGAAUCGUAUAAUAUCCUUUUGGAAGCGUCCAGAGAAAAUAUUGUCCGUAGUGAGUUGUUGGUAUGAUAUUAUUUAGUCGGUGAUAACACUUGUUAGAGGUCACUCGCUCGCAGCUUCAGGGGGUCAGCGUAAUGUUUUCCCCCUUUACCGGCGAAGGUACGUGAAGUUGACGAAAUUUCCGCGAGCAAUUUACGAUUGAUAGCACAUUCCAAAAAUUUGAGUUGGUUAUUUAGUUUGCGAAGGGUUUCAAAGUAAACGUUACUGAAUGAUAGAAUUUAGCCUUUUUCAUCCUGAGUUAUUCGAAAUUAAUUAAAGUGCGGUUUAUAUUUUUGAGUGUAAAUUGGCUGUAAAUCGCACAUUAACAGAAACAAAAAUUGCUGUCAUGUCGCCCAGUAUUAAUUUCCACAGUCGGCGGACUCGGUAUGCUCAAAAUCGAGCUCUAUUUAAAAAACACACUCUAUCAUCAUAAGCCGAGCCAUCCAAGACGAGGCAGACGCAAUGGUGACGUUCGUUUAAGUUGUUUUACAUUUAACCAGAUUUAACCAUCACCCACCUCACUCUCCCUUUCCACAACCACCAUGCUUCAAUUGCAAGAUAAGGUUCAAAUUGCUAUAGGUGGGCGUGAGAGCUCAGCGCUAUGCAAGCACAAACACCCCGUUUACGCAUGCUUCACAUACUCCGACUCUUAAAUCGACGUGUAGCGGGCUCCAUCCAGUGUUAUCAAGGAAAACAUGCAAGUGCUCGUCAUUAAGGCCGGAGUACAAAGGAACAAUAGAAGCCUGAUUCCUAGUCUUCAGUAGGUCCGGUGUGCUGCAUACUAUGCCACGACUUUGAUUUCUUCUAGUGGUUAAAAAACGCGUCUAGUUUCCUGUAGACUGCAUUCUGGGCUCUGGGUCGAUCGCGCAGUCCUCCCCCCCUCUCCUCUCCCAGUAGCGCGUUUGGAUGAACUUGACAGGCGAUGAGGCUGAGAGAAGUUACCGAGGUGACGUAAAGUUGCUGUGUCGGAAAGAUCUCACAUCGCACAAAGGUGAAGGCGUUAAAAUGGCUACAUUGCCUGGGAGCUAUUGCAGGCUGAUCCUCCUGCUAGAGGAAAACCGAAUUAUCCCGUCGAUUGGCAGUCCUCCAAAGUGUUGCUCUUUUGCUCGUUGAGAUAGAUUCAAGUGCGCUGAUUUGUCGCCAGGCAGGAUUCACCGGCAUUGACACCACUCUCUCGCUCCAUCUCCCCAUCUUCCCUCUCCAGUGCACCGGCCGGCUGUCACAGACUGUCAGCUGGCUGGCCAUGGGGUGGACGUGCUGGCUGACGUGUUGCAGUGCCUCCACCCUUCGUGCUGCCCCCACGUGCCCAGGAGCAUGCAUAACAGUUCAGCUGACAUUAUCAACGUUGGCUGUCAGCAUUGCGCGGGGCUGACAUGUGAUUGACAGAUGACCUCAUCACGCGCGUCCGCGACCAGAUGGGGUUGAUGAGGUGAACGGGCACGCGGGAAGGAUGCUGGCUGAAGUGACAGGUGAUAUUUUGGCGACUGCUGGUGUGCUUGCGCACGGGACAAAGUAGGCCAAUAUGGUGUCUGAAAGUGGAGGUUUAUUAGAACUAAAGAAGGCCUCAGUGACGGGUGUUGGCGGGGGCUUCGGAAACUAUUUCCUCAGUCACGCUGCGAUGGAUUCGAGGGUGAACAAUCAAGCUGAUUUUAUUUUGUAGUGCGCGGUCGCUAAGUGGAAACGUUGGCACUCUGUUUACAUUCAUGAUGGGGAUGGGUGUCCUUUGAGUCCUAAUAGCGGUCGCGUUGUGUCGGGUACAAAGGCGUCUGAUCGGCGUAAACUGGGACUGUUGCACGACGAUCCAUCAAGCACAGCCUACAGCAAUGUCUACAAUGGCGAUGAUGAUGAUGAUGAUGAUGAUGAUGAUGAUGAUGAUGAUGAUGAUGAUGAUGAUGAUGAUGAUGAUGAUGAUGAUGAUGAUGAUGAUGAUGAUGAUGAUGAUGAUGAUGAUGAUGAUGAUGAUGAUGAUGAUGAUGAUGAUGAUGAUGAUGAUGCCUUCUUGUGUAUGGGAUGCGUUUGCAGGGAUGACAUGAGUCCGUAG